GUAGGUAAUAGAGAAGAGGAAACCUAAUCAAUGGCUGUGGAAUGAUAUGGAAGAAGAUGGAAAAAACUUGUUUAAUGGGUUGAAAGUGUGGAGCCUUCUAUAAGACAUGGAUAGAUGCAAACAUGUCGGGCGGUUGCGGCUCGCCCAGGACCACUCCAUCCUGAACCCGCAGAAGUGGUGCUGCAGGGAGUGCGCCACCACCGAGUCCGUGUGGGCUUGUCUCAAGUGCUCCCACGUGGCCUGCGGCCGCUACAUCGAGGAUCACGCCCUGAAACACUUUGAGGAGACGGGGCACCCGCUAGCCAUGGAGGUCCGGGAUCUGUACGUGUUCUGUUACCUGUGCAAGGACUACGUGCUCAACGAUAACCCGGAGGGGGACCUGAAGCUGCUCAGAAGCUCCCUCCUGGCGGUCAGGGGCCAGAAGCAAGACCCGCCGCUGCGGCGCGGGCGGACGCUGCGAUCCAUGGCCUCGGGCGAGGACGCCGUCCCGCCGCAGCGCGCUCCUCAGGGACAGCCGCAGAUGCUCACGGCUCUGUGGUACCGGCGCCAGCGCCUGCUGGCCAAGACGCUGCGGCUCUGGUUCGAGAAGAGCUCCCGCGGCCAGGCGAAGCUGGAGCAGCGGCGGCAGGAGGAGGCGCUGGAGCGCAAGAAGGAGGAGGCGCGGCAGCGGCGGCGCGAGGUGANCGUCGGGGGCCGCCCGCCGCCGCGCCGCGCGCCCGCCAUGGCGCCGGGCGUCACGGGCCUGCGCAACCUGGGCAACACCUGCUACAUGAACUCCAUCCUGCAGGUGCUCAGCCACCUCCAGAAGUUCCGCGAAUGUUUUCUGAACCUCGACCCUUCCCAGACCCAACAGCUGUUUCCCAAGGCCCCCAACGGGAAGGCUCCGCUCUCGGGCAGGCCGGCAGGCAGCUCUGCCACCGAGCUGUCGGCCAGGAGCGAUGGGGCCGAGGCGUGCGAGAGGGAGGGCCUCUGCUUCAACGGCGGGGCCUCCAUCAGCAGGAGCCUAGAACUCAUCCAGAACAAGGAGCCGAGCUCGAAGCACAUUUCCCUGUGUCACGAACUUCACACCCUCUUCCGAGUCAUGUGGUCCGGGAAGUGGGCCCUGGUGUCGCCCUUCGCCAUGCUUCACUCCGUGUGGAGCCUGAUUCCCGCCUUCCGCGGCUAUGACCAGCAGGAUGCGCAGGAAUUCCUCUGCGAGCUGUUGCACAAGGUGCAGCAAGAGCUCGAGUCCGAGGGCACCGCACGCCGGAUCCUCAUCCCUUUCUCCCAGAGGAAGCUCACCAAACAGGUCUUAAAAGUGGUGAACACCAUAUUCCACGGGCAGCUACUCAGUCAGGUCACAUGUGUAUCAUGCAAUUACAAAUCCAAUACCAUUGAGCCCUUUUGGGAUCUGUCCCUGGAAUUCCCUGAACGGUAUCACUGCAUAGAAAAGGGGUUUGUCCCUUUGAAUCAGACAGAGUGCCUGCUCACUGAGAUGCUGGCCAAGUUCACAGAGACAGAGGCCCUGGAAGGGAGAAUCUACGCUUGUGACCAGUGUAACAGCAAACGACGAAAAUCCAAUCCCAAACCCCUUGUUCUGAGUGAAGCUAGAAAGCAGUUAAUGAUCUACAGACUACCUCAGGUCCUCCGGCUGCACCUUAAAAGAUUCAGGUGGUCUGGCCGUAAUCAUCGAGAGAAGAUUGGGGUCCAUGUCGUCUUUGACCAGGUAUUAACCAUGGAACCUUACUGCUGCAGGGACAUGCUCUCCUCUCUUGACAAAGAGACCUUUGCCUAUGAUCUCUCCGCAGUGGUCAUGCAUCACGGGAAAGGGUUUGGCUCAGGACACUACACAGCCUAUUGCUACAACACAGAGGGAGGUUUUUGGGUCCACUGCAAUGACUCAAAGCUGAAUGUAUGCAGUGUCGAGGAAGUGUGCAAAACUCAAGCCUACAUCCUUUUUUACACUCAAAGAACAGUUCAGGGCAAUGCAAGAAUUUCAGAAACCCAACUCCAAGCUCAGGUGCAGUCCAGCAACAACGGUGAGGGCAGACCACGGACCUUCCCCUGAAUGGGAGGCACUUUUCAAGGACUGGCUGGCUUUUAAACUAUUGAUGUUCAUAUAUCUUUCCUCUUAAAGGAAAUAAGGUUUAGGGCAGGAACAGAGUACUAGGUUUGCCUCACUGGGACUACAGCCGAAGGUGCUAGGUGACUCAUGUUCUAUCAUAAAAUCUGUAGUCACUUUCUUUUGAAUGGAUUUAGGAAUUCCCUCCUUUGAUAAAACAAAUCAAAAGGAGUAACUUCUAUGAAGAUUCUUUUCAUCAGUUGCUUCUGAAUAGAGAGGAUCUGGGUGGAGGAAAGAGGGGGUAAAUUAAUCAUAUGCAGCCAGGAGAGCAGCCGUGUUUUCUUUCCAUUACACGAUUCCCCCACUAAUCAGGACCUUCUUGUGGCCCCAGAAGAACCCUCCUGAUGUGCGCAGCCCUGGACAGAGCACGUGAGGUGGGUCCCUGGGCUGGCAGCUUGCUGUAUGGGAAUGGUUCCAAGAUAGGAGGUGAAUAAUAAGGAUUUGUCCCCACAAAGGAAGUAACCCUCAAGGGUUGAAAACUAGCAGACUUCCUCUUCCAGUGGAAGAGUGGAAUGAGAUAUAGAGCAAAUUUCCCCAUGCAAAACAGGAGGUUUUUCAAGUGUCCUACCCUCCCUGGCUGCUGCUGUCAUUUAAUCAUUCCAUGUCUUCUGGAGACUGGCAUGAACAUCCCUUCAUUCUAAAGAAGGAGCAGUUCAUAUGGGGAAGCAAUAAACUGGUCCACGACAUGUUCUUUGUUGCAUGCUGAGCCUAAGGGCACCUGUGGCUACCCAGUUCUGUAGCAUAUCCCUGGUUCAGGUGUAGGGCAAGCACAUGGUUUGGUGUGAACUGGUCUUUAGGUCACUUGUCUGAGGCUGUCUCAGAGUUCAGUUGAGGGUAGGCAGGGAUAGCUCGUGGUCCAGGCGUUAUCUGAAUGCCCAUCAUCUGUUCUCACCUUGGAGCAGCAUGCAGCUUGUCUUAGUCUGCAGCUUCUUUCUUGCACCUGGAGGGCUAGAACAUUCUUGUUCAGCACAAGGUUUGGGAACUUCUGCUUUCUAGGGCUUAAGAACCGGCCCCCAUAUGUCCGAACAGUUCAUGGCUGCUGGCCCUGGCCUGUUUCUCCCAAAUUUGAUAAUCCCUACUGUUUCUUUACCCACCUACACUUAGUCCCUCGGAGAAAAAAAAGUGUCCUGUCCUUUACUUAAGUGCUAGUAAAAUACUUGUUUCUUUUUAUACUGGGUCAGUUUCUAAGUGGGAUGAAAUCACCCAGAUGGAAACCCCCCUCCUCCUCAUCAGACAGCACUGAAUUCCCUUCCCGGUCCUUUCGUUAGACUCACCGGUAAAAGUGAACGCAAACCGGAGCUCUCACUGUGGGGGCUGCUGCAGCCUGCCUCAGCCUGUCACUACGAAUGCUCAUCUUCUGACUGAGCGUAUCGUAUUAAUGUUCAGUUCAGGUAGAGGUACAGUUGUCGCUUGAAGGAAGCAGAUGUGGAGGGAGUUUGGGGAAGGGUGGGCGGUUGGGAAAAGAGAGGGUAAGAAUGAGGGUCGUAGCUUAGGGGUGUUGAUGAGCCCCAUUUCCAGAGCAGAUCUGUAGCAUUUGCUGUUGACUUCUGAGAUGGACUCUCCCGUAGGACCUGUCAGACAGCACUGAGACAUGGAGGAAAUUCAGACAGAAAGUGGCUCACCCUGAUAAAGAAGGGGGAGUGACUAUAUUUUAAAUUAAACUUGCUUUUUCCAACACUGUGAGGUUUCUGUAAUAUUUAGCUUUUAUUUGGAAGCGAUAGCGUAUGGCAUUUUUUAUGCUGUUUGGUUUAUAUUGUCUACUGCAGGCUUCUUUGUACAAGCUUGGCCCGGGCUCACCCUCUCCUGGACGCUGUUUUAAAGUGUCACAGCUGCCCACGCUGCCAGAGGCUCUGACGUAAAGCUCUCUAGAUCCACACUUUUAACUUGGCAGGAUUGGUGAUGACUUUUUGUGGCAAUGGAAAAGCCUAUUAACUCAAAAACAGNAAAAAAAAAAAAAAAAAAAAAAAAAAAAAAAAAAAACACCCAAGGAGAGUAAAAAGGAAAAUACAAAUUGUGCCUCAUCUUUCUUCGAAUGCUAUAUUUGUUAUUCUAGAAAAAGAGAACUUGCAAAUGGAAAAGAACUAACAGCAUCUGCUCCAUCCCUCAGGCUGUCCGGGGGAAACACUUAAGAAAAAUGAACAUUUAAUGGAAAAUUAAACGAUCUUCAAAUUUAAUUUUUAAAAAUAGUUUUAUACCAAAUAUUUAUGAGAAUUAUUAAGCAGAUUUAAGGACUUUGUGAAAUAAGUGUUUAACUUAGCUGAGCACCCGUUAUCAAGUUAGUAAAAUUGUUUAAAAUGAGCUGGGCUAGAAACCACUACCAGAGUCCUCACUGAGCUGCAUACUCUCGAAGGUGCCCCUGCAGUCACAGACACCUCAGGUACCAGAGGCAGCAGCCCUAGACGCUGUUGAGAAGUUAGUAUUUAUGGAGAUUUUUAUUAAAGAGUUCCCUGCUGCAUAAGCCAAUGGCUGUUGUGAGGGAAAUGUCCCUUUGCCUUUAAUUUAUUUACAUAUUGGAAGUAGAUGGAUUUCUUAGUUGCAUCUUACUUUAAACUGAAACAUUCUAAAGAGAAGAAGGUAAGAACCAGGUAGACGUUGACUAGAUGCUGCCAAAUCAAACCCACGAUCUCCUGACUGAACCUUACGGGCCUGCUUCUCCCAGGCGAGUAGUUAGAGUCCCAUUCCAGGAACCCUUUGUAGUUGGCUGGUGUGUUUACUUUCUGCUGUAGCCAGCCAAGAUGAAUGCACCCUGGCCCUCAAAAAGGAUUUUUACCUCAGUCUAGUUUGACCCCCACACUUGUGGUUGCCUCUGAGAUGAGCAUCCAUGCUAGUGUUUAAAAAAAAAAAAAAAAAAA
This is a messenger RNA of Ailuropoda melanoleuca (giant panda), 4953 nucleotides long. RefSeq names its product ubiquitin specific peptidase 49 (gene USP49). The record is from RefSeq and is a predicted model, not a curated record. NCBI's taxonomy places the organism in Eukaryota, Metazoa, Chordata, Mammalia, Carnivora, Ursidae. Gene Ontology annotation, biological process: protein deubiquitination. Gene Ontology annotation, molecular function: cysteine-type deubiquitinase activity; zinc ion binding.